This is a messenger RNA of Medicago truncatula (barrel medic), 1185 nucleotides long. Lineage: Eukaryota; Viridiplantae; Streptophyta; Magnoliopsida; Fabales; Fabaceae. The record is from RefSeq and is a predicted model, not a curated record.
AUAAGCCAACAAAUAAAGCAUCUAGAGAGUCACAAAACAGAAUCAUGAGUAAGAGCUUUGUGCUAAGAUGCUUUUCAUGCACUAUUUGUCCUUAUUAAUCCCCUCCUAUAUAAAGCUCCUUUCACAUGAAAAUCAAUAACUACUCACAAAUGGAUUCAAAGAUGAUUGCACAUAACAUGAGCCUAACACCAACUUUAGCUCAGUGGAAGAAGCUAAGACUUAAACCAAAACACACUUUUGUAGUUGGAGUUCUUGCAAGGCCUACAGAUGAUAUUUCAGAAGAAACAUUAAGAAAAACUAAUGUAUACAAAGAUAAUUGGUUUGACAAAUUAGCUAUAAACCAUUUAUCAAAAAGUGUUCAAGCAGCAACAGGAAUCAGUAACAAUAAGAGUGGUUUUGAUAGCCUUGUUGAGGCAGCUACCGUGGCUUCACAGAAAUUUAAUACUACUCAACAGCAAGGAAUUAUUCUAGAUGCACUUGAUAGAGCUUUUCCAAAGCCAAUACUUUCAGUGAUAAGGAGAGUAAUGCCACCAUCUAAAUUAGCAAGGGAAUAUUUUGCCGUCUUCACCACUAUAUUCUUUGCUUGGUUACUCGGUCCCUCCGAGGUAAGAGAGUCAGAGAUCAACGGAAGAAGAGAAAAAAAUAUUGUCCACAUUAAAAAAUGCAGAUUCUUAGAAGAAACAAAUUGUGUUGGGAUGUGUAUUAAUCUCUGCAAAAUGCCAUCUCAAUUGUUCAUAAAGGACUCGUUUGGUAUGCCAGUCAACAUGGUCCCAAAUUUUGAUGACAUGAGUUGUGAGAUGAUAUUCGGCCAGGAACCCCCAGCAUCAACUGAUGAUCCAGCACUCAAGCAACCCUGCUAUAAACUUUGCAAGGCUAAGAAAAACCAUGCAACUCAGUGUCUUAGUUAAUGCAGCAGGCUUUCAGGUCAGCUGGGGUGGAACAAAUGUGUCCUCCCACCUUUGUGUGCUACCAAAGGAAAGAACAAGUUCAAUGCAAUCUAAGCCAAUGAUUUUCUUCUUAAGUGGAUUUUCAUCACUUCAUUAGUUUUAAAGUUCAUAAAGCGCUCAAGUAUUUUUAGUGUCAAAGGAAUUGUUUACCACUAUCAAUUCAUAUAAUGUUACAUCACAAGAUGAUUAUUUCUUAUUUGAGCUCCCACUCACCCUAAAGAAAAGAGAGUUUUUUUAA